UGGAAAUUUAGAUUUUUUUGGAUAUUUUUUAAAUCUUAACGAAUUUGACACGGCAUGGAAGCAAAAAGAAAAGCAAUGGACGGAGCACUCGUUCCAGUUAAACGUCCUAGAAAUGAAUUAGUAGCUGUGGGGGAUAAGGAAAACUCAAUAGUACAGAGUGGUAUACAAAGAUUAUCAAAUCUUGAAGCACCCAUUAUGUUGCUCACUGGACACGAAGGGGAUAUAUUCUGCUGUAAAUUUUCCCCAGAUGGAAAGAUGUUAGCCUCUGCAGGGUUUGACCGCUUGAUUUAUUUCUGGAAUGUGUAUGGUGAUUGUGAGAACUUUGCUGUAUUAAAAGGACACUCUGGUGCAAUAAUGGAAAUACAAUUCUCAACUGAUGGAAGUUCAUUAGUAUCAGCAGCCACAGACAAGACAUUAUCAUUGUGGGACGUGGAUGUUGGGACAAGGGUAAAGAAGUUCAAAGGUCAUAAUAGUUUUGUAAACUGUUGUAAUAUAGCAAGGCGUGGCCCACAGUUGGUGUGUAGUGGAAGUGAUGAUGGAACUAUAAAGUUAUGGGAUUGUCGGAAGAGAGGAGUGUUACAGUCAUUUCAAAACACAUACCAGGUCACUUCCAUCACGUUCUCCGAUACAGCUGAACAAAUCUUCUCCGGUGGCAUAGAUAAUGAUUUAAAGGUUUGGGAUUUACGGAAGAAUGAUGUAUUAUACAGAAUGCGAGGGCACUCGGACACGGUUACAGGAAUGCAUCUCUCGCCAGAUGGGUCUUAUUUACUAACAAACAGCAUGGACAAUACAGUGCGUAUUUGGGAUGUACGACCAUUUGCUCCACAAGAAAGGUGUGUUAAGAUUAUGCAGGGACAUCAACAUACGUUUGAAAAGAAUCUUUUACGAUGUGCAUGGGCACCUGAUGGCAGUAAGGUCGCAGCAGGGUCUGGUGAUAGAUUUGUAUAUAUCUGGGACACGACGUCCAGGAGAAUAUUAUAUAAACUCCCAGGACAUGCAGGAUCUGUAAACGAAAUUGACUUCCAUCCAGAAGAACCAAUAAUUGCAUCUUGUGGCAGUGACAAAAAGAUAUAUCUUGGUGAAAUAGAAUGAGACAUGCACACAAAAAAUGGAAAAACGACUGUUGUUAUAUUUCGAGAAAUGUUACAAAAAGUAUAAAAUACAUAUUGAGGGCAUCUUAUGACAAAAGACAAUGGUCUAAGGGCACUUAUAUGAAAUAUAAUCAAUGCUCAAUAACUAUUGUGGUCUGAGAGUGUCUCUACAAUGUGUAUUUUUUUGUGACAUGAGCUGGGUUGUAACAUUGAAAAUAACAAUGCUCCAAGGAAGAUAUGUCCCAAUAUAGAACUGGCAGCUGUAUUGAAAAUUCCUGUAAUUUGUAAAAAUGACUUUUUUUUUUGUUAAGAUAGUUCAUGUGAAAGGAGGUGUAGUUUUUUGUUGAGAUAGUUAAUGUGAACGGAGCUCUUUACCAUUACUUUCCUUGAUCAUUUUUCAGAAUACUGUGAAUUCACUAAAUUUUGUGGGCAUGAAAUUUCGGGAUUUUUUGUUACAAAGAACAUUUUCAUUGGUUCUUAAAUUUGUUGAAUGUUUAUUUUUCUAUAAGGUUAAAUGUAAAUAAAGUCAUACAAAAUGAUCUUACAGCAGACAAAAUGAAAUUUUGUUGCAUUUUAAAUUUGUGGAUUGACCUAUCCACAAAAAUAAGUGACCCACGAGUAUUAAUGAUUUUACAGUUAUUCUCAUUUCACUAGACUGAUUUCAUGUUUGUAUAUGUUUAAAAAAAUCACAUGGAAACUCGUAAAAGUGAUAUGAAAAUUGAUUAUGCAUUUUACAGUAAACAUCAUUGAAGAAUUCAUUUACCAUUCACAAAAUUACUGUUUACAGAUAGUUUCUGAAAUCAUUGAAAAAUUCAUUUACCAUUUUCAGAAAUGCCAUUUAAAGAAAUUGAAAAAUUCAUUUACCAUUUUCAGAAAUACCAUAUAACGAAAUCAUUGAAAAAUUCAUUUACCAUUUUCAGAAAUGCCAUUUAAAGAAAUCAUUGAAAAAUUCAUUUACCAUUUUCAGAAAUACCAUAUAACGAAAUCAUUGAAAAAUUCAUUUACCAUUUUCAGAAAUGCCAUUUAAAGAAAUAAUUGAAAAAUUCAUUUACCAUUUUCAGAAAUACCAUAUAUAGAAAUCAUUGAAAAAUUUAUUUUCUAUUUUCAGAAAUAAUUGACAAAUUCAUUUACUGUUUUAUAGAAUAUCAUUGAAAAAUUCAUUAAGCAUUUACAGAAGUCAUUGACAAAUUCAUUGAAUGUCUGAAAAUUCAUUUACAAUUGAAAUUUAUUUAUAAUAAGUUAGGGGUUAUUCUAAAUAAUAAUAUAGAUAAUUUUUUGUCCUGUACAUGCAUUGAAGUUAUUGUCAUACUUUUAUCAUGAUAUCAUUGUGAUAUAUUUGUGAAUUUUACAUAUAUGAGUACAUAUAAAAAGGUAUGAAACAGAGA
This is a messenger RNA of Ruditapes philippinarum (Manila clam), 2476 nucleotides long. Its product is annotated as U5 small nuclear ribonucleoprotein 40 kDa protein-like. The transcript is spliced from 9 exons. Gene Ontology annotation, molecular function: protein binding; RNA binding. Lineage: Eukaryota; Metazoa; Mollusca; Bivalvia; Venerida; Veneridae. Gene Ontology annotation, cellular component: catalytic step 2 spliceosome. The coding region runs from base 55 to 1092 and encodes 345 amino acids. The record is from RefSeq and is a predicted model, not a curated record.